Molecule: messenger RNA, 732 nt
Organism: Rhinocladiella mackenziei CBS 650.93
Lineage: Eukaryota; Fungi; Ascomycota; Eurotiomycetes; Chaetothyriales; Herpotrichiellaceae
Exons: 2
Coding region: 1-732 (243 amino acids)
Source: RefSeq, a predicted model, not a curated record
AUGGCCAACAUGCUCUCGAGACCAGUUUUCGCGGUAUCCCUGAUACUCCUCUCGAUCGUCAGCCUCGUCUCCGCACAUACGGUCAUCACAUAUCCCGGCUGGAGAGGAGACAAUCUUCACUCCAAUGGCACGGUGGAACAAACCAAUGGUCUGAGCCCGGCCUUGGAGGGGGAUCAAUAUGUCUUCCCAUAUGGGAUGCAAUGGACCUAUCCUUGCGGAGGCAUGCCCACGUCAGAAAAUCGCACCAAGUGGCCGGUGAAAGGUGGUGCCGUCGCGUUCCAACCGGGCUGGUUCCAAGGCCACGGAACCGCCUUUAUCUACAUCAACCUUGGCCUGGGGACGGUUCCCCCCAAUAUGUCGAAUGUCAUGGUCAAUGGAAUCCAAAUCAUCGGCCCGACCAAAGAUCCUUACCCCGGCUCGUUCUGCCUGCCCCAAGUUCCCCUUCCGGCCAACGUCACCGUCAAUGUAGGCGACAAUGCGACGAUCCAAGUGAUUGAGACAGCCGUCCAUGGCGCGGCGCUGUACAACUGCGUCGACAUCACCUUUGCCGAACCCGAAGAUGUCCCCGAAGUCAAUGCCAGCAACUGCUUCAAUUCGUCGCAGAUCACGAGCGACCUGAUCUUCACCACGUCUUCGCUGACCGAAGAGUCCCGCGCCCCCGAGAUAUCGACAAAUCGAUACGGCUAUGCGUGUACAGCCCUCCUCGUGGCUGUGGGCUUGAUGUUGCUCUGA